AUGGCGGCUUCCAGUGAGGGGCAGCUGUUUGCCGCGGGUAUUGAAAAGACUUGGGGUUCAGUCGUUCGUUCCCCUGAAGGGACACCCCAGAAAGUUCGGGAGCUGAUACAUGAAGGAAUUGUCCCGGAAGAGGGAGGCACAGAACCAAAGGACACAUCUGCCACAGUCCAGUCAGUUGAUGGAUCGCCUCAAGCAGAACAGCCUCCAUUGGAAUCCACAAGCAAAGAAGCCUUUUUUCACAGAGUGGAAACCUUUUCUUCUUUGAAAUGGGCAGGGAAGCCCCCUGAGCUGUCUCCACUUAUCUGCGCAAAAUACGGUUGGGUCACAGUUGAAUGUGACAUGCUCAAGUGCUCCAGCUGCCAGGCUUUCCUCUGCGCCAGUCUGCAGCCCACAUUUGACUUUGGCAGGUGUAAGGAUAGAUUUGGGAUGCUGCCACUGGGUGAGCCUGCUGCUCUCGUCAGUGAGUUCCUGGAUCGCUUUCAAAGCCUUUGUCAUUUGGACCUCCAGCUUCCUUUCCUGAGGCCAGAGGACUUGAAAACUAUGUGCUUGACAGAAGACAGGAUCAGUGCUCUGCUGCACCUGCUGGAAGAUGAGCUUGGUUUCCAAACUGAUGACAGCAAAACUACAAGCAAAUUAGGCUCCGACAUCCAAGUCCAGGCCACUGCGUGUGUUCUCUCCCUGUGUGGCUGGGCGUGCAGCUCCUUGGAACCUACUCAGCUCUCCCUGGUAACAUGUCACCAGUGUACGAGGAAGGUCGGUCUCUGGGGCUUUCAGCAGAUUGAAUCGUCCAUGGCAGAUCUGGAGCCUGCCUUUGGCCUGACCAGCUCCCCGAUUCCAGGUGUGGAGAGUCGGUCUGAGCACUUCCCUCUGGUGCCUGAAUCUCCUCGGCGGAUGAUGACCCGAAGCCAGGAUGCUACAGUUUCUCCAGGCUCUGAGCAGUCUGAAAAAAGUCCUGGUCCUAUUGUUUCCCGAACCCGGAGUUGGGAGUCUUCCAGCCCUGUUGACCGGCCUGAGCUAGAGGCAGCCAGUCCUACCACCAGGAGCCGCCCAGUGACCCGAAGCAUGGGGACGGGAGAUUCUGCUGGCAUGGAAGUUCCCUCGAGCCCUCUCCGGAGAGCCAAGCGAGCUCGCCUCUGCUCUUCCAGCAGUUCCGAUACCUCUCCCCGAAGCUUUUUUGAUCCCACCUCUCAGCAUAGAGAUUGGUGCCCAUGGGUGAAUAUCCCACUCAUCAAAGAAACCAAGGAGAAUGGGAAAACGGAAGCAGAUGCCUGUGCCCCAGCAGAGCCAGGCUGGAAGGCAGCAUUGACCAUCCUGUUGGCCCACAAGCGUUCUAACCAGCCAGCUGAGACAGACUCCAUGAGUCUCUCCGAAAAAUCAAGGAAAGUGUUCCGAAUAUUCCGACAGUGGGAGUCUUUACCUUCAUCCUGAAGAUGCUCCAGACAGAACUGUUGAGGGUGACUUUUUGAAAAAUAAGUCUGAGUUCUCUUUGGUCAGCUGAUGCUGCUUUUCUUCACUCUGGGUUAAUUGCAAGUGCAAAGGCCUGCCAUUUGAUGAUGGAGACUCGAACGCUCUCUGUGGGAAGUGGACAGGGGAAGGCACGGCAGGCCCAGUUCUGUCGGGGGACUGCAGGGUUAUGAACCAGCCACAAGACUUCAGGGUUAGAACACCCAUUCAGCGGCUUUGGUUGGGCACAGUGUUCUGAGCAUGUAGCUCAGGAAUGUGGCAGUAUUUCUUAAU
This is a messenger RNA of Mus pahari (shrew mouse), 1737 nucleotides long. It is a transcript of the gene Zc3hc1, whose product is annotated as zinc finger C3HC-type containing 1. Gene Ontology annotation, molecular function: zinc ion binding. Gene Ontology annotation, cellular component: nucleus. NCBI's taxonomy places the organism in Eukaryota, Metazoa, Chordata, Mammalia, Rodentia, Muridae. The record is from RefSeq and is a predicted model, not a curated record. The coding region runs from base 1 to 1428 and encodes 475 amino acids. The transcript is spliced from 10 exons.